GGUGAUGCUGUGUGGCUAGAGAAGACACGGGGAUUGAGUCCUGCUCCACCGGUGGCUCGGGUGGCGGAGGCCCGUACCAGCGCAGCGGCUCUCCCAGCUCUGGCGCUCUCCCGGGGUGCGGAAGAGAGAACAACCGAGAGGGAAUCAAGCAGCCUUACCCCUUCUGUUCUCUUCAGCCAGUAAUUGUCCUCUUCAAGACUUAACAUAGGAUAGAUUGGUAGAAAAUGGCUGGUGCUUUAUCCGGAUAAACCACUGCAACCCUCCCUGGAAGUCAUCACCAGGUGCAUUUUGAAUAGUGUCUGAGACUCACUCAACCCAGAAAAGCAAAAUGAUCCUCAAUUCUUCUACUGAAGAUGGUAUUAAAAGAAUCCAAGAUGACUGUCCCAAGGCUGGCAGGCACAAUUACAUAUUUGUCAUGAUUCCAACCCUGUACAGCAUCAUCUUUGUGGUGGGAAUAUUUGGAAACAGCUUGGUGGUGAUUGUCAUUUAUUUCUACAUGAAGCUGAAGACUGUGGCUAGUGUUUUUCUUCUGAAUCUUGCCCUGGCUGACUUAUGCUUUUUGCUGACCUUGCCACUGUGGGCUGUCUAUACUGCUAUGGAAUACCGCUGGCCCUUUGGCAAUCACCUUUGUAAGAUUGCAUCAGCCAGUGUCAGUUUCAACCUCUAUGCCAGUGUGUUCCUGCUCACCUGUCUCAGCAUUGAUCGAUACCUGGCCAUUGUCCACCCAAUGAAGUCUCGCCUCCGCCGCACAAUGCUGGUGGCCAAAGUCACCUGCAUCAUCAUUUGGUUGCUGGCUGGCUUGGCCAGUUUGCCAGCUGUUAUUCACCGAAAUGUGUAUUUCAUCGAGAACACCAACAUCACAGUUUGUGCUUUCCAUUAUGAGUCUCAGAACUCAACCCUUCCCAUUGGGCUAGGCCUGACCAAGAACAUUCUGGGCUUCAUGUUCCCUUUUCUGAUCAUCCUCACCAGCUAUACUCUUAUUUGGAAAGCCCUAAAGAAGGCUUAUGAAAUCCAGAAGAACAAGCCAAGAAAUGAUGACAUCUUUAGAAUAAUUAUGGCGAUUGUGCUUUUCUUUUUCUUUUCCUGGGUUCCCCACCAAAUCUUCACUUUUCUGGAUGUCCUGAUUCAGCUGGGUGUCAUCCGUGACUGUAAAAUCGCUGACAUCGUGGACACUGCCAUGCCCAUCACUAUCUGCAUAGCUUAUUUUAACAACUGCCUGAACCCUCUGUUUUAUGGCUUUCUGGGGAAAAAAUUCAAGAAAUAUUUUCUCCAGCUUCUGAAAUACAUUCCCCCAAAGGCCAAGUCCCACUCAAGCCUGUCUACAAAAAUGAGCACGCUUUCCUACCGCCCUUCAGAAAACAUGAGCUCAUCGGCCAAAAAGCCUGCCUCUUGUUUUGAGGUGGAGUGACAGGUCCAAAGUCUGCUGGUGAAGUAGUGCCCUGACAGAAUCCAGGGCAGCAUCCAACUAGAAGGCACACUACCAAAGGAACACUCACCCCUGCCUAGGAGCUAAGCAGAAAACGCGUUCAAUGGAUUGUAGAUGUUUUCUAAAACUCUGAAAAAUAGCUUUGACAAACACCCAAGCAAAGCCACUCCUUGCCAUGUCUUGCAUUAUUAGACGAUGGCUGCCCAAAGGAAGAGUCGGGAACUGGAUGGAUUUGUGGGUUGGGAAUACAUUUGCUGGCAGAAAUGCACUCUCCUCAGUCCCCUCUUGCUAUGUUCUUUUUGAUUUCCACAUGAAGGUAUGUAGAACAUGUUAAAUAUUUAGACAAGCAACAAGAGGCGGGAGAGGUGAAGAUAAUUUGUUCUGCUCAAUUUCCAAAGGGAAAGGGACCUUUUUUGUCUCUUUAGUCGUUAGU
Phodopus roborovskii (desert hamster) is the source of this 1859-nucleotide messenger RNA. RefSeq names its product type-1 angiotensin II receptor A. Gene Ontology annotation, molecular function: angiotensin type II receptor activity. Gene Ontology annotation, biological process: G protein-coupled receptor signaling pathway; immune response; regulation of vasoconstriction. Gene Ontology annotation, cellular component: membrane. The record is from RefSeq and is a predicted model, not a curated record. Lineage: Eukaryota; Metazoa; Chordata; Mammalia; Rodentia; Cricetidae. The coding region runs from base 329 to 1408 and encodes 359 amino acids. The transcript is spliced from 4 exons.